CAGCGAAUGAACGAUUCUUAAAAUCACACGUGCAAGAAAUCAGAGAUAUGUAGUCUUCAUUGCGAAUUGUUUCGAGAAUUCUCGAUUAUUUUAAAAACAAAUAUUCUAAAAGUCUUUGAAAAACCCUGCUUUGUGAUAUGGCGAAGUGUUGGAUAGUAUUAUUAACGAUAUUUAAUGGAAUAGUAUUGAGUACAGCCGAGGUCUUCUCUGCUCUUUCACAUACAGAGCGAGUUUUAGGUAUAGAACUGGAGUUAAUCGAUGCAUUGGACGCUCAUAUUAGACAACAAGAGACACAACUCAAAGUUCUUAAAGAUUUUUCGCGGGAAGUACGAGGGGCAGUUAAACAAGCUGAAAAGGAAGGAACCAGUUUUUUAAGUCAUCCUGUGAAUUCGUAUCUUAUGAUUAAAAGAUUUGUAAAUGAGUGGCCAUCGAUUGAGAAAACUGUCAACCAAGAAUCUACAGAAGAAGCCAUCUUAUUAGCAAAACUUGAUGUAUGGAAAAGAAGAUUUCCAGACGAAUAUGAUUUAAAAGGAGCCAUAACAGCCAUCAAAAGACUGCAAGAGGUCUACUCACUAGAACCUGCUGAUUUCUCUGAAGGCCGUUUCGGCAGCCAUCACGGGUCUGAAUACAUGUUAGGCCCACGUGACACCUUUACUAUUGGAAGAUAUUCAUAUAUUGAAGAUGAUUUUGAGGCAACAAGACAGUGGAUGUUGGAGACUCUACGUCUGAUGGACUUGGGAAUUGGAAAUGAGACGGCUUAUCCAGAUAGGGCAGAGGUGCUAGAUCAUCUUGCUUUUGCAGAAUACAAGACAGAGGAUGUCGAAAGUGCAAUGAUCCAUACACUAGAGCUGAUCAAGAUAAACCCAACAAAUGAACGCGCUCGAAACAAUGUCAUUCACUAUGGUGAAGUGUACGAAAGCAACAAGGAGCACUUUGAAGAGAUAAAACGCCUAAGAAAAAGAAAAAGACCAAAUGGAAAACAUGGCUGGAUGGGACGAAGACUCCAACAAAAAAGUUUGCAAGAUGUGAACUGGCAUAUUGAGAGAGAUGUAUACAAAAGGCUUUGCCGUGGUGAAAAGCUUCCUAAGUCUCCUCAAGACCACAAAAGACUCAACUGUUGGUACUUCACGGCAGACCCGUUGUGCACCAUCAAGAGAUGUGCUGUGGAGCGUGUGUUUACAGACCCUGAUAUCCUCAUCUUUAAGGAUAUCAUGUCUGACAGUGAAAUCAAUGAAGUUCGAAAGAUAUCCGAGCCUAUGCUUAACAGAGCGACUGUACACAACCCACUGACGGGAAAGCUUGAAACAGCACAAUAUAGAAUCAGCAAAAAUUGCUGGCUGACAAAGAAGGAUGGAAAUGUUAUUCAGAAAAUUGAAAAUCGAAUCGCAGCUAUGACAAGACUAGACCUGCAGACGGCAGAAGGCUUCCAGGUUCAAAACUAUGGACUGGCAGGACACUACGACCCACAUUUUGAUUUCUCAAGGAAUCUGAGCAAUUCAUCACUCGGAGCUCUUGGGACUGGUAACAGAUUAGCCACAGUACUUUUAUAUAUGACUAAAGUAGAAGCCGGAGGUGCAACUGUAUUCCCAUAUAUUGGUGCUCGAGUCCUUCCUCAAAAGGGCGAUGCGGUGUUCUGGCACAACCUCUUACGAUCAGGAGAGGGAGAUUUUCGUACACGACACGCUGGCUGCCCUGUUCUGUCGGGAAUCAAAUGGGUGGCCAACAAAUGGAUACACGAGUAUGGGAACGAGUUCACUCGACCGUGUUCGCUGCGAUCAGACGAAUGAUGACCAUCACCCGUUACCAUAGAUAAUGGCGACUCACAUUGACGUAGAUAUAUAUAGUAACGACACUCGCAUCCACUAAAUUAGACAGAGUUUACAAUGCCUUUUAAUUGAAAGAGAUUUGUAGUAUUUUUAGAAUAUUCAAUUUUUAUGUCGCGCUAAAAAUUUUAUAAAGGCUAAUUUUGAUAAUUUUAUACCCCCGCCACCUUAAUGAAAUUAAGAAAUUUUAACCAACAUAAUGAUUUAUAAUGAUCUUAGAAGAUGGGAUUACAUGCAGCGGGACUGGAAAUUAGGUCACCGGCCGGGAAAUAAUGAAAAAUGGAAUUGCAAACCUGGGAUUACCCCAAGGUUCAUCACUGGGUCUGGGAUGGAAUUUAGGUCACGAGCCGGGAAUUAAUGAAAAGUAGAAUUGCAAACCUGGGGUUACCUCAAGUUUCAUCACUGGGUCCGAGAUGGAAUUUAGGUCACAGACCGGGAAUUAAUGAAAAGUAGAAUUGCAAACCUGGGGUUACCCCAAGGUUCAUCACUGGGUCUGGGAUGGAAUUUAGGUCAUAGACCGGGAAUUAAUGAAAAGUAGAAUUGCAAACCUGGGAUUACCUCGAGUUCAUCACUGGGUCUGGAAUAAAUUGUCUAGUAUUUUACAAUCAAAUGAUUAAAAUAAAACCUAUAUUUUUAGCAAUA
Molecule: messenger RNA, 2465 nt
Organism: Actinia tenebrosa (Australian red waratah sea anemone)
Lineage: Eukaryota; Metazoa; Cnidaria; Anthozoa; Actiniaria; Actiniidae
Product: prolyl 4-hydroxylase subunit alpha-2
Biological process (GO): peptidyl-proline hydroxylation to 4-hydroxy-L-proline
Cellular component (GO): endoplasmic reticulum
Molecular function (GO): iron ion binding; procollagen-proline 4-dioxygenase activity; L-ascorbic acid binding
Source: RefSeq, a predicted model, not a curated record